This is a messenger RNA of Saxophila tyrrhenica, 285 nucleotides long. RefSeq names its product ATP synthase f chain, mitochondrial precursor (gene ATP17). Gene Ontology annotation, molecular function: proton-transporting ATP synthase activity, rotational mechanism. Gene Ontology annotation, biological process: proton motive force-driven ATP synthesis. The record is from RefSeq and is a predicted model, not a curated record. Bases 1 to 285 code for a protein of 94 amino acids. The transcript has 5 exons. Lineage: Eukaryota; Fungi; Ascomycota; Dothideomycetes; Mycosphaerellales; Extremaceae.
AUGGUCUCCUCAUUAGUGCCACCGAAGGUCGCCUCGCCCAACGCCAUCGGCGGUGCAGCGGAUGCCGCUCGCAUGCAGAGAGUCGUCUCCUUCUACGAGAAGCUACCAAGAGGACGAGCACCCGACCCGAAGCCGAGUGGACUUCUGCAGAGGUACCAGUUCAGGUACAUGGGCAAGAAUGCGUCUGCGAUGCCGCUUGUUCAUCUCAUCGGCGGUGUGAUGCUCCUUGGCUACGCCCAGAACUACUACUUCCAUCUGCGUCACCACAAGAAUAACGCUCACUAA